UGCUGAGCUCCAGCUAUAACAACAUUUCAAACACCUCCUUUGAAGUUAACAUUACAUUUGUCAUCAGUAACAUCAACAAUCCAGAGAACCCUGAGCUGAGGAACAAUGCCUAUGUCCAAGCAAAGACCAUCGUCAAUAACGCUGUAAACACACUUCUAACUGGAACUAAUGUAGUAACAUUUGCACCCAAUACCUCAAGCUUCAUGACCUCAGGAAGUCAAAUUAUUGGUUAUAUGGUAUAUAAUAUGAAUAACAUCCAGGAUAAAGGGACUGGAAACGAUACUGACACAUCUCCAACACCUUCUCCAACUACUCCUCAGGAGGAGACGUCUUCAGAAUCUGCAACUACAAUCGAUGGAUCAGUUUCGUUCUAUGUAGAGUUGGUGUUCAGCAACUCUAGCACUGUUCCUAGUGAGUGUUCGGUCCUCAGGGACAUUGAAGCUCUGCUGCAAUCUGCUCCCACAAACCCCACUGACUCAGUCACAGUGAUAUUUUACACCUAUGGAGAGAUUUCGAACACCUCCUUCACUGUAAAAAUUAUAUUCAGCAUCAAUAACAUCAGUAUGCCGAAGAACCCUGACCUCAGGAAUGACACCUACAUUCAUUUGGAGAGCAUCAUCAAUAAAACUGUAAACACACUUCUAAAUGAUUCUGGUGCACCUUCAGUGGAAUCUACUACCUACAACUUUAUGAGUUCAGGGGAUCAAGUUACUGGUCACAUUAUAUACAGUUUAGAAGGCUGCCUCCAUCAGCCUGAGAACGACACAUCUCCAACACUUACUCCAACUACUACGCUGGUACAGACUUCUCCAGGAUCUCCAACCACAAUCGAUGGAUCAGCUGUGGUCAACGUCAGGAUGGUGUUCCACAACUCCAUUUCUGUUCCUAGUGAGGAUGUCGUCCUGAGUGAUUUCAAAGCCAUGCUGAACUCCACACUCUCAAAAUUCCCCAACUCUGUAACAGUGCAGAACGUCACCUACGAACCGAUUUCAAACACCUCCUUCGUAGUUCUCGUUACAUUCAGCAUCAGUAGCAUCAGCAUGCCGGAGGAUCCUGCCCUGAGGAACGACACCUACACCCAAGUAAAGGUCCUCAUCAAUGACACUGUAAACACAGUUCUAAAUAAUUCUGGGACGCAGCGUCCAGUGGAACUCACUUCCUACAACUUCAAGAGUUUAGGGGAUCAAGUUACUGGUUACAUGGAAUACAGUUUACAAAGCCUCCUCAGUCAGCCUGAAAACGACACAUCUCCAACACUUACUCCAACUACUACUCUGGUACAGACUUCUCCACGAUCUCCAACCAUAAUCGAUGGAUCAGCUGUGGUCUACGUCAGGAUGGUGUUCGAAAACUACACUUCUGUUCCCAGUUCUUUUGCAGAUAUAAAGAACUUGAAUAAUUCUGUAAACUUCUCUGAUUCUCUAACAGUGCUGAGCUCCAGCUAUAACAACAUUUCAAACACCUCCUUUGAAGUUAACAUUACAUUUGUCAUCAGUAACAUCAACAAUCCAGAGAACCCUGAGCUGAGGAACAAUGCCUAUGUCCAAGCAAAGACCAUCGUCAAUAACGCUGUAAACACACUUCUAACUGGAACUAAUGUAGUAACAUUUGCACCCAAUACCUCAAGCUUCAUGACCUCAGGAAGUCAAAUUAUUGGUUAUAUGGUAUAUAAUAUGAAUAACAUCCAGGAUAAAGGGACUGGAAACGAUACUGAAACCACUACAGUAUUACCCACCAUCAAAAAUGGAAUUGUACUCAUUAACAUUUCCAUUAUAUUUGAGAACAUGACGAUUGUACCUUCUGAGGCUGCAGUUCUUAAAGCAGCUAAUGAAAAGCUGGUAACAAAGAUCAGAACUAAACGUGGGACACAGAAACUAGAUUCACCUGUCCAGAUAAGCCUUCAGUUUAAUAAAACUGGCAGCAACUCAUUCCGUUUGGACAUGGAAUUCAAGAUAUUUAACGUCUCCCUACCUGUUCAGUGUAAUGAAACAAACAUUAAUUCCACCUAUGAAUUAAUACAACAAUCAAUCAACAGCCUGAUGAAUUCAUUAAUGACAGCACAACAGACCCCACUGUUUUCUUUCCCACGAGCUAAUUACACCUGUGAUGGUACUGCAUUAAUUAUUACUGCAAAUGAAGUAUAUCGUUAUAAAGAAGGUGACUUUGGGUCAGGAAGUGCCUUUCUUGUUGAAAUACUCCGACAAAGUGGUAUGGUUUACUAUAUAUAUCCUGCUCUUGACAAAAUUCCUCCCAACCCAAAACCUGGAAACAGCAGCUACACAGGGGUUGCAUGGAUCUUGGGAUUCAUUAUCCCCUGUGCUAUAGUGCUCAUUCUACUGCCAUUUUGGAUUCUACUCUGUUGUAUUCUUUGUGGAUGCUGUGCAGGAAUUAGGAGACGCUGGCGCAGGAGACAGUCAUACAAUGUUCAAUAUCAAACUCACAACAGCCUCUUCUAAAGCUCAACAUUCACUACAUUCUCAUCUGGCAUGAUGCAUAUAGAGCCUUAAUGUCAGGUUACACUAUUCCAUAGAAUAUAGAAAUAAAUGAGUAAAUAUUCAAUCUCUAAAUAUGAUAAUUCUAUUAAGUAUAUAACCAAUAAUGCCUUCUACCAUGUAUGAAAUCCUGUACCUGUAUUGCUGGGAUUAUACAGGAUGAAAUUAAUGAAAUACAACAUAUUUUGAGAAAAUGCAAUGUGACAAGAGAUUAAUUUAUUUUCGAGUAUAUUUUAAGUUAAUUUAUUAAAUUAUUACUUUAAAUAAUUAGAACUUCACAUUUCAUUUUAAAUUAAGGGAUGUUAUUUCUUUAUAACUGUAUUUAUUUACUUUGUUUACAUAUGCACUUUAUUAACAGGUAACCACUGGCAUAUGUUCUAUUGUCUACUACUUAUUAUUCUAUGUAAUAUUAACACCUUCAAAUAACUCUUCACCUUGUGCUAUUAAAUUCAUUAUUUAUCAAAUGCAUUCAUUUUCUUCUAAACUGACCUGUUCAAAUUUUAAAUUAAAAUUCCAAGCUAAUAAACACUCA
Molecule: messenger RNA, 3024 nt
Organism: Silurus meridionalis
Lineage: Eukaryota; Metazoa; Chordata; Actinopteri; Siluriformes; Siluridae
Exons: 25
Coding region: 204-2456 (750 amino acids)
Source: RefSeq, a predicted model, not a curated record